Molecule: messenger RNA, 507 nt
Organism: Symbiodinium sp. CCMP2592
Lineage: Eukaryota; Dinophyceae; Suessiales; Symbiodiniaceae
Source: the annotation of a GenBank genome assembly
AUGGAGAACUUAGCCGGACCGUCCUUCCCACGCUCCUCCUUGCUUCUCCAGGGGAUGAUCUGGCUAGAGGACUGGGUCACAAUGCUCCUGGUCAGUGUGGUGCUCGUCCUCUUAAUCUGCAAGCCCUUUCUGUAUCGGUAUCCACCUGGAUUGGCAGCCAGCGAGUUCAUUCUCAUGCUGUGCCAUGUGCCUGUGCAGGCGGCGCGAAGCUGGCUGGGCACGGCUGGCAACAAACAGGAACGCGCGAUGUUUGUAGCGGCUUUCCUUGGCCUCAGCUCCUGGACCAUCCUAGUGACCGGCUACUUCUUCCUUCUGCAGGCUUAUGCCCUCUAUUUGGAGAGCAUCUUGGCUGGAACGGCAUUAGCCCUCGCUCUCUUCGAAACGCUCCAGGGGGCCUGGAGCGGCAGUUCCUUUUGCGACGGCCUGCUGGAGUUUGCCUCGGUAUUUCUGAGUUUCGUCGCAGCGGCCGGGAGCGCAGCCCUGCUGUACAGCCUCUGGCCGGCUUAG